AUGUCCAAAAAAGCUGCUGCCAACACCAAGGAUGUUCUCAUCAAACUGAUAGUCGGAGCUGCUCAGGCAACCCCUUCUCCACCCGUUGGUCCUGCCCUUGGUUCCAAGGGUGUCAAAGCUAUUGACUUUUGCAAGGAGUUCAAUGCCCGCACAGCUCACUUCAACCCAGGAGUCCCCAUUCCCACCUUGGUCACUGUCAAGCCUGACCGUACCUUUUCUUUCGAGCUUAAAAGCCCUCCCACUGCAUGGUUGGUCCUGAAAGCUGCCGGUGCCGAGAAGGGUAUUGCCAGUGGGAAAGAUCCUAAAGUUGGAACCAUCUCCCUGAAGCAUGUUUAUGAAAUUGCUAAGAUAAAGAAGACGGAUGACCGACAUAAGAACCUUGAACUGGAAGGAAUUGUUAAGUCAAUUCUUGGAACUGCCAAGUCUGUUGGUGUUGAAAUUGUGCCAUAA
Messenger RNA from Magnusiomyces paraingens, 450 nucleotides. Its product is annotated as mitochondrial 54S ribosomal protein uL11m. The coding region runs from base 1 to 450 and encodes 149 amino acids. NCBI's taxonomy places the organism in Eukaryota, Fungi, Ascomycota, Dipodascomycetes, Dipodascales, Dipodascaceae. Gene Ontology annotation, molecular function: large ribosomal subunit rRNA binding; structural constituent of ribosome. Gene Ontology annotation, cellular component: ribosome; mitochondrial large ribosomal subunit. Gene Ontology annotation, biological process: translation. The record is from RefSeq and is a predicted model, not a curated record. The transcript is spliced from 2 exons.